Populus nigra (black poplar) is the source of this 5346-nucleotide messenger RNA. Its product is annotated as cysteine-tryptophan domain-containing zinc finger protein 3-like. Gene Ontology annotation, molecular function: zinc ion binding. The record is from RefSeq and is a predicted model, not a curated record. NCBI's taxonomy places the organism in Eukaryota, Viridiplantae, Streptophyta, Magnoliopsida, Malpighiales, Salicaceae. Bases 476 to 4831 code for a protein of 1451 amino acids. The transcript has 12 exons.
ACAGAAACUGAAACCAACCAAAGCAAACACAAAACGCUUUCUCUGUUUAUCAGUAAGGAAAGUUUGAAAAUCAAAACAAAGCUCCUUACUUUUUGAUCAAACAGCCAUCUUUCACAUUUAAUUGCUGCUAAUAUCUUUCCCUAAUAUUCUUCUCCCUUGUGUGAGAUAGAUGUACAUUGAACACUAAUAAAGAGCAAUAUCUGUUUGCGGUAGUGUUUGGAAAGAAUUUAUUAGUGUGCGAUUUUACUGGUUUUGAGGGUUUUACUUGAUGGGUUUUACUGAUUUCUGGAUUUUAAAAGUGGGUUUUUGAUUUAAGUUCAAAAAAGUGAAUUUAAAAAAAAAAGUUUAGAAAAGUUUUUUUUUUUUUUUGUGUGCGCGUUUUUGGUUAAGUUUUGGGGUUUUAAUGGCUGAAAAAAGUUAAGGUUAGUGUGCUAGAGUUGAGGUUUGGUUUUGGAGUUUGUGGUGUUGUGGGAUUAUGGGAGAGGGUGAGAUUGAAGAGGGAGAGGCAUGUGAUUACACGAACAAUGAUGAUCGGAACAUUGAUAUUGAUGUGGCUCUCUCCUACAUUGAUGAUAGGAUUCAGGACAUCUUGGGGCAGUACCAAAAAGAUUUUGAAGGUGGAGUUUCUGCUGAUACUUUGGGGGCAAGAUUUGGUGGUUAUGGUACAUUUUUACCUACUUAUCAGCGCUCUCCUUCUAUAUGGUCAAAUCCAGUAGCCCAGCAGAAAGUACAAAGUCAAGGCAUUCAAGCAUCUUCUCAUGAUGAUCAGCUGGCGGAGGGUGCCAUGCAGAACUCCACGGUUUCAAUACGUGAGACCGUUUCUGCAAGACCUGAAGCUGCUUCGAGAAGUGCCUUUCCACUGCGUGUGGGAAAACCUUUGCCUGAGGAUAGGUUGGUUAAACCUCAAAGGUCAAGAGAGUUCAUUUCUGAUUUUGAACCACUUAAAGGGCCAGGUAACCCAUCGAACCAGAAAGUGCUGAAGGUACGAAUCAAAGUUGGGUCAGAUAAUUGUUUGCCGGAGCUGAAAACUUCAGCAAUUUACAGUAAUCUUGGCCUAGACAUGUCUCCAUCUUCAUCAUCAGAGGACACUGACAGCCCCUCUGAAUGUGAAAGGGAUUUUCCAGAUCCUCUAGAGGAACACAUUUAUUCUCCAUCCUGCAUUGUCAGGAUCAUGACCUCUUCUCCCAUACCCAGUGGUGCAAUGCUGUCACCUCUUCGUGAUUGUUUUCUUAAUUUAUCAGAACAAGGAUUUUUGGACCACAAAAGAACCGUACCUGUGCAAGAGUGCUCUGCCAUGCAGGCUGAUGAGAAAGUUCUUGUUGACAAACAAAAGAAGCCAGGUGAUAGAAGUGAUAGGUUGGAGUUGAAAAAUGAACACUGUAAUGAUCCAACCAAUUCGUUCAGUGCCUGUUCGAAGAAUGAAUCAAGGAUGGAGACCUCAAAGGGCAACCAUAUGUUAUCUGAUGCUGGGAAUCACCCACCUGAAUCUAAAACAACUAAAGUGGGCAAAGUAGCUGUUGGAACAGGUAUCAUAUUCAGAGCCAAUUUGAGUGGGGCAAAGAAGGAAUUAUUUAGCCAAAAAGCUUGCAAGAUUCAUGAAGUGAGUGCAAAAGCUACUUUGACUGGAAAAGUUCAGAAAGAUAAAAAAUUAGGCUGUGAACCAAGAGACAAUGGGAGCAAAGGUGAUAAAAGUCUUGCUUUGUUUAAAGACAAUUAUAUGCCUGAGGAGAUGAGAAAAUGUGGAGAUAGAACAUUGGAUCUUACAAAACAGGAGUUUGAAAAGAAAAAAGCAACCCACUUACAGGAUGAUAUGAAGGUAUCUCAUGGGGGAAAACAACUAUCUACUGGCAAAAAGAAAUCAAAGGAAAGCAAAAAUGAUUAUAGCUCAACUGCUGGGACAUCAAAAAAUAGUAUGAGGAUCCGUUUGUCUGCUGCACCAAAAGAAAAGAUCUUUCAGAAAAGCUGUAAAGGGGACAAUGCAUUGCUUGAAGAUUUGAGAAAGGUAAAAGUUAAACAUACUGUAUCAGUCAGUGACAGAAAAGCUAGGGGAAAUGAUUCUAGAAGCUGUUUGCUUGGAACUUCAGUUGAAGAUGAGACGAAGGACAAUACGCUUGAGGUGCCUGAGAAAGAACCCCUUGCUUUCAGAAAUAAAUCAAAAGUGAGUUCAGGUGAAAAAAAAUCGAGUUUCGUUUCAACUUCUAAAGAAAAUUUGAGAGGAGACAUCAAUGAUGUUGCACCAUUAGCUGGCCCACUUCCUACAGAGGUGCCAACAUUUCUUAUAGAGGAAGAUUGGGUGUGUUGUGACAAGUGUCACAAGUGGCGGCUUCUACCAUAUGGUACAAAUCCUAACCAACUUCCACAGAAAUGGCUGUGCAGCAUGCUUGACUGGCUGGCUGGAAUGAACCACUGCACUUUUAGUGAGGAGGAAACAACAGAUGCUCUGCAUGCACUUUAUCGAUUACCUGUUGCAGGGAAUCAUGGUGACCAGCUAAGCCAUUCUGUCAGCGCUGAAUCUUCGAUUACCUUGGUUAAUACCUUGCAUGAUCUUGAUCAAAAUCCACAAGAUCCUAGUUUUUGUGGUGGAAAGAAGAAACUUGAAAUGAAAGAAGUGUCUCAUCCAGCUCAAUAUAGUGUUACCAAGAAGCGGCUGAACUCUACAAUGAAGAAUGAACAUGUCUUUAUUGAAAGAAGAAGUUUACAUAACAGGAGCUUGUCUUCUUUGGAGACCAAGUUGGAGAAAAGAUUGGGUGAUGUCCAGCCACAGAAAUUCAAGAGCAUGAGGGAAGCUGAUCAAGAAGAUUUCAAGCUUUCCAAAAAAGCAAGGAUGGAGGGUAUGCAAUAUGCGGUGGAAGAUCAUAAUACUGGUGGAAUCUCAAAGAAAGAAAUGGGAAGUAAUAAUAAACAAUAUUCAUCAUACAGAGAUGUGAGGUAUCUCUCAAAGGAUUCCACGAUUCUUAAUGUUGAAAAACAUCAGUUUCAGAAGACAAUGGUUACAGAGGAUCUAGAUCCAGUGGGUAUUGAGGGGAAGAAAAGAAAGUCAAAAGACUGGAUGAACAGUCAGAUUUAUCCUGUUAACCAUUCUGGUAAUGGGCAAGAUAACAGUAUUUCCGUGGAGGAGACAAGUUGGAGUGAAUGCAGGAAAGAAAGGCACUCAAGAAAAUGUAAAUAUGAGGGAAAGGUCUCUAGCGCAAGCAAGGGUGUUUGCAAACUGUUUGGAAAAGAGAAGAUUAAUUAUUUAUCCCAGUCAACUGUUGAUGCUAAGAAUUCAGAGAGAAGGGAUUUGAGAGAUGGACUGCAAUGCACAGAAGCUACCUUAAGCUCAUCCUUGAUAUCAAGCACAUGCAAAGUUAAAAUCAACUUCCCAGAUGUUAAGGGCUCACCUGUGGAGUCAGUCUGUUCUUCACCUUUGAAGAUUUCUAACCGAGUCAGCCCUAGGAGUUUUUCAGGCAAUCAUGGUUGCACAGAUGUUGGUUUUUGUCACUUCAGUGGCCAAACAAAAUGCUUAGAAGGUGAAUCUGUUGGUGUGAGCAACUGGUCUGAGACCUUAAGGAAGGAAAAUGCCCCUGUUGUUGCACCUAUCAAGGAAAAAUCAAGGGAUAUCUACAGACAUAAUGAUGAUAAAGUUGAGAAAAAAUUUACUGGUCAGAAGGUUUCUUCCAUCAAAAGUCUAAAUAAUAGUACUAGAGAGGAUGACCAAUUUGGACGUGAAGGAUAUGAGGCCACGUUUAGGAAAAUGGAUAGUGUUUUUCAGAAGGAUUGCAAAUCAGGUGCGCAGAACCAUAGCAACAGUGAAUUUUUGGACUUGCUUCCAUCAGACACAAUUAAUCAAUUGGAAAAAUCUGCAGGGAGACAUAAGUCAUUGGAUUUCUUACUUUUUGGCAAUAAAAAGGAAAAUCAGUGUUGGAAAAGUAGAGAAUCUGAUGCAUUGGAAGUUGAUGGUUCUAGUUGUGAUGGCUUGGGAAGGGCUCCAAGACAACUUGGAAAGGAUGAUGGUCAGAAUGGCAUUGACGAUGUUAUGCGAAGGCAUCCUUUGCUUGCUGCCAGCAACAUUGUUGCAUCAAAUCAUCUCAGAAAUGAUUUCUUUAGUCAGGUAGCAAAUGAUGCUUUGGAAGGAGCCAAGGAUCUUAAGCAUUCAGCAGAUCCUCUUCAGAUUUCUGCAUCAGGCCUUCAAAUUGCUGAGCUAUUCUUUCAAGCAGCUUUGAAAUUUCUUCAUGGGGCAUCACUUUUUAAUCCUAAUAACAACAACAGUACCAACAAUGGGAACAUGACAUCAGCUGAAAUGUAUAGUCAUGCUGCAAAACUGUGCGAAUAUUGUGCUUCAGAAUUUGAGAGAUGCAAUGACUUGGCCUCCGCAUUUUUGGCGCGCAAAUGCAUUGAAGUGGCAUAUAUGCGGGUAGUCUAUUCCAAUGACCUCACUGCAAGCCGGGACCGGUAUGAACUUCAAACGGUAUUGCAAAGGGUUUCUGCAGUUGAGUCUCCAUCAUCUUCCGACUCUGAUGUUGAGAACCUAAACAGUGAAGUAAAAGUGGGGAAGAGACAAAUAACUAAGGAUGUUGGUUGUUCUGAAGCAACUAGAGAUCAUGUCAUUCCUGCUAGAAACCAGCCCAACUUUGUUCGGUUGCUUAAUUUUGCAGAAGAUGUGAACCUUGCAAUGGAAGCCUUAAGGAAAUCUCAGGCUGCCUUUGCAGCUGCUGAAAUAAUUCUUGCAGAGACAGGCAACAUGGAGGGCAUUUCGUCUAUUAAGAAGGUCCUUGAUAUGGGCUUCCAUGAUGUUGAGGGGUUAUUGCAGCUGGUACGCUUUGCAAUAGAGAGCCUCCGCAAAACUCCUUGAUUCCUUGGGGAGAAUCUUAAUUCCAGGAAUAUGUUCAGCUUCUCCGCUUCAUGAAUUUAUAAGGAGAUACACAAUCUCCAUGCUCGUACCUCUUGGGUAGUACUUAGGUUUUCAAAAAGUAAAGAUGGCAAUUAGGAACACAUUCAAAGUUGACAAUUUUGAGCACCUCAAGCAUGCAAAUAUGAGGUAUGCAACUCAUUAUCAUCACCACUCUUGUGCGCGUACACGCAUUCAUGGUGCUAUCUAUACACAGUUAAUGUUACUGCCUCACUGCAGACCCCAGAGGAAAUAAGCCAGAUAAAGUCGAUAACCUGUAUAGGAGAAAUAAGGAGCUAUCUGACAGAUAAUAGCAAGCUUUUCUCUCUUUCUCAUCUUCUGUAGUAGUCUCGAUGAAUACUUAAAGUUCCAGUCACAUGUUUAUAUGAUGCUAUAUUUUCCUUGCCAUUUGAACUUUGAUUUCUAAUGUACUGAAAAAUAUCAUGAUCAAUCAGUUACAAUUUCAAACCUCUUUUUGA